GGGCAUUUUUGUAAAUGCGCUGCACAUCCUAUUAUUCCGAAUACACUUUAGCAGUCUCGCACUCUCGCACUCGGAACGUCUAUGAACACACUCGCAGAGCAAAACCGGCUGUUCUCUUUGCUAUACCAAAUGAAUUUCGACUUCCUUAGUGUCACGACUCUCUUCUAUCAGUGAAGACGAAGUGAGAAAUUGGAAUCUGCCUUUUAACCGAACGAAACUCAAUUUAGUUAACGGUGUACUGUUCACUGGAGGAUCUUCCAAGAAGGGACCGUACAUUGAGAUUGUCAAGGGAAUUUUCCAGUUUGCAAGUUUGGUUUGCGUUGAGUGCAAAAACAAUUCAUCCGAGCCAUACAUGGUUGGAGAUUGGUUUAGAUGGGGUCUUUAAUCAAAUCGUCAUGGACACCAAGAAACUAAGUAGAAUUCAGACUGAUUCCGAUGAUUCGAUCACCGUUUACUCCAAAACGUCGCCUGUCCGCUCGUCUUCUCCUGCGCCGCCUAAGAACGUCACCGACUUGGAUUGUUUGAUGGAAUCGGUUACUCCGUUCGUGCAAGCUCAGCAACUAUCUGAGGUGUGUCUGAGCUCCCUGUAGUAGCGGCAUUUCUUAUGAUGCAUCUACCAUGAUUAAUUUGCUUCACAGAUUAGCCCAGAUGGUAAGCAAUUUUCCAUUACUUCUCCUGAUUGUAGGUUCGAGUGUUUUGGUUUAGAACUGGUAAUUUAAGGCAUGUCUACGAUGAAUCUCUUGAGGUGGCACAAAGAAGUGAUGUAUCUUUGUACCAACUGGAUGCUAUUGAUUUUGGACAAAGAAUGGCCAUAGAAAGAGAGUUUGAGAAAACUGAAAAGAUUGCAAAUAUGCAUACCAACAAGGUAGCUCGGAUUCUUGGCAAGGUCGAGAGCAAUGAUAGAUUUUUAAAAAUUGCUUUGUAUUGAGGUGAUAGAAGCAAUAAAAAAAUAAAAAAACUCCCUGUAGCAGCAAAUGCUAAUGAAAGCAAGGAGCCUCUGAUGGACAUCACGCUCCUCUGCUGUGCUUUCAAGAAACAUAGGAUCUAUUUGUUCAGUCGAAGAGAGGCUUAAGUACCUGAAGAUCCAAGUAAAGGAAGAGACCUGUUCAAUGAAAAGCCUCCUCCUGAUGAACUUUUGGCUGUAUUAGACAUUGGAAAGGCUGUCACAACAUCUCUCCCAGAUAGUGUGGUGUGUAAAUAUUUAUUUAUUCCAGUUUUGCACUUCCAUUUUUCUCCUUACUGUGCAUAAGAGAAGUAUUGAUCAUCAUCAUUAUUAUCAUCAAUACCUUAAUCCUAAUUGCUUAGGGGGUCAAUUUCCUGAUAAGGUGCCAAUUCAUUGUCUUGGACAAUCUCAGUCUUCAUUCUUCUCAGUAUAAUAUUUUUUCUUAAUACUGCACAAUGAAAAAGUUUUAUGAUAGACGCCCUUCAUUUGUUAUUAUCAUAGGGGUUUUUUGGCAUGCAUAGUUGUGUGAGAAAUACCAUGAGACUGUGAUGCUUUGAGAUAGUUGUUGUGGAUAUCUCUCAUUACCAAAGUGAUAUUGUAAAACCAACAUGCACAUCAUGGAACGUGACUAAAAGAGAAGUAUGAUAUUGAGCUAAAAGUGAACUCAAUAAAUGGAACUUAUUUGUAUCUUAGUGGGGUAUCUUUAACUGCAUUCCUUAUCUGUUAUUUGAAGAAUUAAUGGCUAACUACAUACAAGCUAGCUUACCCGCACAUAGCUCAACCAUUAUGAAAAGCCAAGUAUUAUCUGCAGUGGGAAGAAAUGCAGAGAUUUGUUUAGUCAAGUGUAUCAGAUUUCUCUGACCAACUUUUUGUUAUAGUGAUUUGGCCUCCUUUUGCAUUUCUGUAUUCAUUCAAAUAUGUUGAUAGAUCUAUUCAUCUUCUAGAUAGUCAUAUUUGAAGUCUGAUUAACAAAGUGUGCUGUUCGGGAUUAAAAACACUAAUGACUAUUACGCUUAACAUGAAUCUAUAAUGAAUUAAAAUAUACUAAUAGUUGGUUUUUUCUAACUUCUUGAGGAUUGGUGGGGCUUAUAAGGAUCAGAGUUGAGAAUAUUAGAAGCAAACAACUUAAUGGGCAAAUUUUAUCCAUAGGGUAUCUAUCUAUACUUAAUAAAUCCACUCAUCAUCAUCAUCAGUUGGAGAUGUCAGGCAAAGAUGAUUGUGAUUCCAGCACGCACAAAUAUUCCAUGGGCAGAGAGGAUGCCUCUGGCAAGAACCUUAAGCACAGAACAGAAAGAGAUAGAGAAGAACGCUACUCUCUCCAACACCGAAAGCAAAGUAGGCGUAGUAGUAGCCGGAAGUCCUCUCGCCAUGACUGUUCAUCUGUUGAAGGCUCAAUGCACAUGGAAGUACUUCACCAUGUACACAGGUAAUCAUCAUCAUAUCAAUAUGAUGAUAGGUGGUCUUCUAGCAGGACGAGGUCACCGGUUGAUUAGGAAACACUGUAAAUUUACCAUUGCAGUUUGUGAAAUACUCUGUAGAGGAUAUUAUUACGUUGUGGAGAGGCAAAGUAAUCUUAACUUUGGUAAGGCACUCAUAAGUCAUCAGUUAUGGGUAUAAAUUCCAGUUUAUUUACUACUCCC
Molecule: messenger RNA, 2583 nt
Organism: Cuscuta epithymum
Lineage: Eukaryota; Viridiplantae; Streptophyta; Magnoliopsida; Solanales; Convolvulaceae
Source: the annotation of a GenBank genome assembly